This is a messenger RNA of Humulus lupulus (European hop), 2751 nucleotides long. RefSeq lists its product as uncharacterized. Bases 1 to 2751 code for a protein of 916 amino acids. NCBI's taxonomy places the organism in Eukaryota, Viridiplantae, Streptophyta, Magnoliopsida, Rosales, Cannabaceae. The transcript has 4 exons. The record is from RefSeq and is a predicted model, not a curated record.
AUGAACUUAUAUUACCAUGACUUGGAGACAAUUGAGCGUCAUAUAUUCGUAAAGGGAUUUUAUAGUAAAUAUGUUACGUGGGAGUAUCAUGGGGAAGAUAUCACAGAAGUAAACGAAGACCGAGAGGACCUAGAAACAAAUAGUGAAGAAGACGAAAUAUCAUGUGAUAGUGAUAAUGAAGACGAUGACGAUAUGAUACCAGCAUUAGAAGAUUUAGCUAAUCAAUAUCAUCAUAAUAGUGAUUUUGUGAACCUUGGAGAUUCAAAUGAGCACAAUGAUGAAAGGAAUACAUUGCCUGACUUAUUUGCAGAAGCAAAAAAGGAGUUAUACUUUGGAUGUACAACGUUCUCAAUCUUAACAUUUAUUGUUAAUCUAAUGCACAUUAAAGUGAUGUGUGGUUGGAGUAACAAAUCAUUUGAUUUGUUGCUCGACUUACUUUCGAAAGCAUUUCCCAAAGACAAUAAAAUUCCACGAUCUUAUUAUGACGCUAAGAAAAUGUUGCGUGAUCUUGGUUUAGGGUACGAAACUAUUCAUGUAUGUGAGUAUGAUUGUGCUUUAUUUUGGAAAGAGAAUAAAAAUGCUGAAAGAUGUCCUAUAUGUGGUCAUGAACGAUACAAAUUCCAAGGAACUAAAGGCAAGAAGAUCCCACACAAAAAGAUGCAAUAUUUUCCUAUAACUCCACGACUACAGAGACUUUUUAUGUCACGCCAUGCAUCGUCUUAUAUGAGGUGGCAUAAGGAAGAACGUGUCGAUACAGAAGGUGUACUUAGACACCCGGAAAAUGCAGAGGUUUGGAAGGAUUUUGAUAGACAAUAUCCAUAUUUUGCAAAAGAAUCUAGAAAUGUAAGGCUUGGAUUUGCAAUAGAUGGGUUCAAUCCAUUCGGUGGUUUAUCAAACUCGUACAGUAUGUGGCCAGUGUUACAAAUGCCAUAUAACAUGCCACCAUGGAGAUGCAUGAAACGAGAAUUCUUAAUGAUGGCAUUAUUGAUUCCGGGACGUCGUGCUCCAGGAAAAGACAUAGAUGUCUAUUUACAACCUCUGAUCGAUGAGUUGAAAGAACUAUGGGAAAAUGGUGUACGUAAUUUUGAUAUUAUUGAUAAAGAAUAUUUUACAAUGCGUGCAGCAAUAUUGUGGACGAUCCAUGAUUUUCCAACAUAUGGUACUGUAUCUGGGUAUAGCACUCAAGGUUAUAAAGCUUGUCCUAUUUGUGAAGAUGACACGUCUUCAUUUCGAAUAAGAGGAAAAACAUGUUUCAUGGGUCAUCGUCGAUAUUUGUGUCCGAACCACCAAUGGCGCAAUGAUAUGGAGUAUGAUGGUACAAUUGAACAUCGUUCACCUCCAAAAAAUUUAACAGGAGAUGAAAUCUUAGAUAAAUUAAAGGGUGUAUGGAAAUGUAGGGCAGCUACACAUGAAAAAGAAGGGAACAAAUGGUUCAAACCAGUAGCAUGCUAUACAUUAUCAGCGAAGGAACAACAAGAAUUUUGUACGUUCAUAAAGUCUGUAAAAUUUCCUGAUGGAUAUGCUGCAAAUAUUUCUCGGAAUGAUAACAUGAAAGAUGGAAAGUUAUUUGGGUUGAAAAGUCAUGAUUGUCAUAUUUUAUUACAGAGGUUGUUACCUAUUGGUUUAAGGCCAUAUUUGAAAAAGAAAGUAAUGGAUGCUAUUGCUGAGCUGUCGUUAUUCUUCAAAAAGCUAUGUGCGAGGACAUUAUAUGUGAAAGACUUAGACGAAUUGGAAAAGGGCGUUGUACUCACGCUGUGUAAAUUAGAAAGUAUCUUUCCUCCUGCCUUCUUUGAUGUGAUGAUUCAUCUUAUGGUUCACUUGCCAUUAGAAGCUAAGUUAGGUGGUCCAGUACAAAUGCGAUGGAUGUAUUCAAUCGAAAGAGAACAUAGAUUAUUCUUACAAUCUCAAGGAAUUCUGGAUAUCAAUCAAGUGCAAAAAAAUGAAUUUUCAACAUGGUUUGAAAAUAAAAUAAAAAAAAUGAAUGAAACAAUAUCUGGUAAAGCACAGGAAGAUUUGUAUGCAAUUGCAAUGCAACCAAGUUUUUUGGCUUGUACAUAUGCUGGUUGUCUGGUUAAUGGAGUUCGAUACCAUACAAAAAGUCGAGAUGAAAGACUUUUAACUCAAAACUAUGGUGUUCACGUUGAAGCAGAAUAUGAUGGAAAUAUAUGUGAUUUUUAUGGUGUCAUCAAUGAAAUUUGGGAAGUACAUUACCUCUAUUUGAACAAAGUUAUAUUGUUCAAAUGCUCUUGGUACAAUACCAAUGGAAGUGAUAGAAUGUACUCUGAAUAUAACUUUACUAGUAUCAACAUCAACUCAGAAUGGUUUGAAGAUGAACCAUUUGUUCUUGCCAAUCAAGUAAGUUUGGUUUUUUAUUUAGACGACAUUAAAAAAAGUAAAGAUAAUAAAGAUUGGAAAGUGGUACAAAAAGUAAAUCAUCAUCACAUCUGGGAUAUACCAUCAAAGCCAAUGGAUGGUGAAGUUGAUGAUGAAGAUCCAACUAUCAACAGUUCUGAAGCAUAUCAAGAAGAAUCUUCGAAUGACAUUGGCGUGAAUUUUGAUUCAACGACAAAUGAUACUAAUCUUAUUCGGGAUGAUAUUGAAGAUAUAGAAUGUGAUAAUCAUCAAUUGUUCAAUGAACUUCAAAUAAAUCAUAAUGAUCAAGUUCAAAGUGAUAUAAACAGUGACGAUACCGAUGAAGAAGCUUUACUCGAUGAUUCUGAAGAUAUAACUUUGAGUGAUGAAAUUGAUUAA